This is a messenger RNA of Manihot esculenta (cassava), 1581 nucleotides long. Its product is annotated as protein disulfide isomerase-like 2-3. The record is from RefSeq and is a predicted model, not a curated record. Gene Ontology annotation, molecular function: protein disulfide isomerase activity; protein-disulfide reductase activity. NCBI's taxonomy places the organism in Eukaryota, Viridiplantae, Streptophyta, Magnoliopsida, Malpighiales, Euphorbiaceae. Bases 67 to 1368 code for a protein of 433 amino acids. Gene Ontology annotation, cellular component: endoplasmic reticulum lumen. Gene Ontology annotation, biological process: response to endoplasmic reticulum stress. The transcript is spliced from 9 exons.
UUCUUCCGCCACGAGAGAAAGGCUUCUGCUCUGCCACUCAGAGAAGAGAGAGAAAAGAGAAGGAAAAUGCACCGAUUGCCAUCUCCAUUUUUGAUAGUUCUAUCAGUCUUGAUUUUCGCUUCUAGUCUCUGCAAUGCAUUGUAUGGUCCAUCAUCUCCUGUCGUCCAGCUAAGCCCUUCCAAUUUUAAGUCCAAGGUCCUGAACUCAAAUGGAGUUGUUUUGGUUGAGUUCUUUGCACCAUGGUGUGGGCAUUGUCAAAAACUUACACCCACGUGGGAGAAGGCAGCUACUGUCUUGAAAGGUGUUGCAACUGUGGCAGCACUUGAUGCUGAUGCGCAUAAGUCGCUUGCUCAGGAAUAUGGUAUUCAGGGUUUUCCUACCAUAAAGGUGUUUGUGCCUGGGAAGCCUCCAGUAGAUUAUCAAGGACAAAGGGAAGUCAAACCUAUUGCUGAAUUUGCACUACAACAGAUAAAGACAGUUUUGAAGGAGCGCAUUAAUGGAAAAUCAACUGGAGGAUCUAGUGAGAAGUCUGAAUCUGCAUCAGUUCAAUUAAACUCCCGCAAUUUUGAUGAGUUGGUGCUUAAAAGCAAAGAACUGUGGAUUGUGGAGUUCUUUGCACCUUGGUGUGGACAUUGUAAAAAAUUAGCCCCCGAAUGGAAGAAGGCUGCUAAUAGCUUGAAGGGGAAGGUGAAGUUGGGUCACGUUGACUGUGAUGCAGAGAAGUCUCUGAUGAGCAGGUUCAAUGUGCAAGGAUUUCCUACCAUCUUUGUGUUUGGUGCUGAUAAAGAUACUCCAAUCCCUUAUGAAGGUGCCAGAACUGCCUCAGCUAUCGAAUCAUUUGCUCUGCAGCAGCUGGAAACCAAUGUUGCGCCACCUGAAGUGACUGAGCUAACUGGCCCAGACGUAAUGGAAGAGAAGUGUGGUUCUGCUGCCAUUUGUUUUGUUGCUUUCUUACCUGACAUUUUGGACUCCAAGGCAGAAGGAAGGAACAAGUACCUUGAGCAGUUGUUAUCAGUUGCUGAGAAGUUCAAAAGCAAUCCAUACAGCUAUGUUUGGACAGCUGCAGGUAAGCAGCCAGAUCUUGAGAAGCGUGUAGGUGUUGGUGGAUACGGGUAUCCAGCUCUGAUAGCAUUGAAUGUGAAGAAAGGAGCAUAUGCCCCACUCAAAAGCGCAUUCGAGCUUGAACAUAUUAUAGAGUUUGUUAAAGAAGCUGGGCGUGGCGGAAAGGGGAAUUUGGCUUUGGGCGGUACACCAGAAAUAGUGAAGACUGAGCCAUGGGACGGCAAAGAUGGAGAGAUCAUUGAAGAUGAUGAGUUCUCUCUUGAAGAACUAAUGGGAGAAGAUGCUGGAAGUAAGGAUGAGCUAUGACAAAAUAAAUUAGUUGAGGAAGAGAAUGAAAAUCCAGGCUAUAAACGAUUUUGAUAUUAUAAGCAAUGUGUAUGGAUUGUUAGUAAUGGCACUGGAUUUUGAUGACUUCUUUUGGCCAUGGUGAAAAAGGUUGCUUUUUAGGACGUUUGUCCAUCUUGUCCGGUUACUAAUGAUCUUCACUGCCUACCUUAAUUAAUAAUUAUUUUAUGUUAA